AUGAUCCAGUCUGCUCUGAGGCACUUUUCAACCAUGACUAGUUCCAAUUCAACUUCGUGUUCUCCUUUCACCAGAGCAGUCGUGGACUCAAUGAGGAAACUAUACCCUGAAUGCCUAGCAGAUAAAUCGUUUGAUAAUACCGGCCUGCUUCUGGAAUCCCCAUUUAGUUUUACAAGGCGACAAAAGAAUUCAGUCCUAUUGACUAUUGAUCUGACGAAGGCUGUGGCUAAUGAAGCAAUUGAGCGUGGGGAUUCUAUCAUUAUUGCAUACCAUCCAAUAAUUUUCCGCGGCCUCAAGUCCCUUACGUUAAACGAUCCGCAACAAGACUCGCUCCUCCGUCUUGCCCAAAACGGUAUCAGCGUCUACAGCCCACACACAGCCGUUGAUGCCGCCCCCGGCGGAAUGGCAGAUUGGCUCUUGGACGUCGCCCUCCAACCCAAGUCCAGCCCUAGAGGCACAUUCGCCCCCCACAACCGCUCCGUCAUUUACCCGGAACAAAACCCACCUCCCGGAUUCGAAGCCGCCGGCAUGGGCCGCAUAGCUACCCUGAAGCAGCCCGGCCCCUUAAAAUUGGUUAUCGCGAAUCUCAUGGCCAACCUAGAUAAACCCGACGGCAUCCCCAUUGCUCUGCCACAGGGCAAAGGAAUACUAGAAAUGCCCGACAUCCGCACCAUUGCCACAUGUGCCGGCUCCGGCUCCUCGAUCCUGAUGAAGAACGGGAAACCCGUCGCGGACGUGCUGGUUACGGGCGAGAUGAGCCAUCACGAUGCCCUGGCCGCGAUUGAGAAUGGGGCUGCUGUGGUGUCGCUCUUCCAUUCUGAUUCUGAGCGCGGGUAUCUGAGCGCGGUCAUGCGGGGGAAGCUGGAGGAGGCGCUGCGGGGUGAAUGGGAUGCGGUGCGCGCCCAGGAGGCGGCUGCGUUGGCGGGAAGCGAUGGUGAGAGAGACAUAAGGGAUUGGCUGAGUGAUUCAAACUUUACUGUCAGCGUGAGCGAAAUGGAUCAUGACCCUUAUGAGAUUUGGACUAGUUCUUGA
This is a messenger RNA of Blastomyces gilchristii SLH14081, 1032 nucleotides long. RefSeq names its product NGG1 interacting factor Nif3. The transcript has 4 exons. Bases 1 to 1032 code for a protein of 343 amino acids. The record is from RefSeq and is a predicted model, not a curated record. Gene Ontology annotation, cellular component: cytoplasm; mitochondrion. NCBI's taxonomy places the organism in Eukaryota, Fungi, Ascomycota, Eurotiomycetes, Onygenales, Ajellomycetaceae.